Messenger RNA from Daktulosphaira vitifoliae (grape phylloxera), 16435 nucleotides. It is a transcript of the gene LRP1, whose product is annotated as low-density lipoprotein receptor-related protein 1. Bases 415 to 14598 code for a protein of 4727 amino acids. The transcript is spliced from 69 exons. The record is from RefSeq and is a predicted model, not a curated record. Gene Ontology annotation, molecular function: protein binding; calcium ion binding. Lineage: Eukaryota; Metazoa; Arthropoda; Insecta; Hemiptera; Phylloxeridae.
AUCAUAAGUUAGUAAUCUAGUUUAUUAUCUGUAUCUGUGGUAAAUCCAUAAUAGGAAAAUAUGAGUAUUUUUUUUUUAAGUUCGUAACUGAAGUUAGGGACAUUUUGAGUUAAUUUUUUACUAAAAAAAUUAUAUUAAUCAUAGCUAACAUCAACUUUACAUUUGUAAACAUUCAAAAUGGCGCAAUAAACAAAUAGACUGUAUCGAUAAGAUUUUUUAACCGCCGGAAUUUCGGUAAUAUUUUUGUAAAAAGUAAUAAUUAGUAUUUUUUAGAGAAUGAGUAAUGUAUUUUUGUAAUGUGUUAUGCAAUGAAUGUUAAUCUAUGAUAUGUGUUUAAAAAACACUUAUUUGUCAAAUAAAAUGUGUAUUAUUUUUGUGUGCUAUUUUCAAUAACUUGGAAUAUUUGAAUUCAAAAUGAAACUUUGGUAUUACCUAUUAUGGAUUACGGUUUUUUCAAGCAUAAAAACAAUCUGCAGUUCAAUUAAUAUUGAUGUUACUGGAGAAUCAUCUUAUAUGUGCCAAAAAAAUCAAUUUAAAUGUGGUUCUGGUGAAUGUAUACCUUUGAAAUGGAAAUGUGAUUUCAGUCCCGACUGUUCUGAUGGUUCUGAUGAAUAUAGUUUUUGUGGUACUCCAAUUUGUAAACAUAAUCAAUUUCAAUGUUCUUUGUCUGAAAAGUGUAUUCCACGAGAAUGGAUAUGUGAUGGUGAAUUUGACUGUGGAAUGGCUUUGAAUUCAACAACAGAUUUAGAUAAAUCAGAUGAAGAUUCUUUGUAUUGUCAGAAACCAGGAAGUUGCCCUCCUAAUAUGGCGCGGUGUGGUAAUUCUUCAAAAUGUGAAUACAUCGAAGUAUUUUGUGAUGGUACUACUCAUUGUGAAAAUAGUACAGAUGAAGGCACAUUUUGUGAAAAUAUGGUUCCAUGUCAUGGUUUAAAUUGUACACAUGGAUGUAAACCAACUGGAAAAGGUCCUGCUUGUUUUUGUCCAGAAGGAAUGAAACCUCAUAAAAAUGAAUGUUUAGAUAUGGAUGAAUGUGAAGUUUUGGAUUAUUCCUGUGAUCAAACAUGUACAAAUAUUAAAGGGUCCUAUAGUUGUAGUUGUGUACCAGGUUAUAUUCAGAAAAAUUCAAAUUGCAAAGCAAUAAAUGUUCCAGAAUCUGAACCACCUACUAUAUUCGUUAGUACUUCUAAAGAUAUAAGACGAAUGUAUCUAAAUGGAACUUCCUAUACUGGUUCAAAAUGUGAUGUUCAAGCAUUAUCAUUCACAUUUGACCAUAGAAAUCAAUCAAUUUGUUUUAUUCAUCAGUAUAAUAAAACAAUAGCAAAACUUAGUUGUGCAAAAAUUACAAAUAUUUCUGAGUUUUGGGAUUUACCUUCACCGAAUAUUUAUCAUUUGUUAGCAACAACACAUGUAGCACUAGAUUGGGUAUCAGGUAAUUGGUAUUAUGUUGAUGAUGAUCGAGAUAUGAUUUACAUGUGUACUUCUACUAUGCAGUAUUGCAAUAUUCUGAUCAAUAUUAAUUUAAAUAGACCAAGGAGUAUUGCACUUGAUCCUACAAAAGGAUACAUGUUUUUUACAAAAUGGGGACAAUUUCCUGCUAUGGUUGAAAGAGCUUAUUUGAAUGGUCAAGGAAGACAGUCAUUGGUGGAUCAUAAAGUAGUAUAUCCAUAUGGGUUAACUGUAGAUAUUCCAUCAGAACAUGUAUACUGGGUGGAUACUUAUUUAGAUUUUGUUGACAGAAUUAACUAUGAUGGUACUAACAGAAAGACUAUACAAAAAGGAUUUCCUGUUAUUAAUUUAUAUGAUAUAUCUGUAUUUGAAAACUACUUAUAUGUAACAUCGUGGAGGUUACAAGGUGUUAUAAAAUUAAACAAAUUUAAUAGCAGUAGCUAUGAAUCAUUAGUUACCAAUUCUAGUCGUCCUUUUACUAUUCAUGUGUAUCAUAGACAAACUCAACCAGAAAUGAUUCAUCCUUGUAUGAAUGAUAACGGUGGCUGUGAUCAUAUUUGUAUAACAGCAUAUAAAGAUAAAAAACCUAUUGCUCAUUGUUUAUGUCAACCAGGUUUCCAACAAAUAUCUGGAAAGUGUAUUUCUUUUAAAUUAUCAGCUUUUUUAAUUUUUGGAAAAAGUAAUCCUCCUAUGAUAAAAGGCAUUUCAAUGAACCCCCAAAAAUAUCAAGCACAAAUAAUCUUACCAUUAAUAGAAGGUCGAAUGCCAACUUCAAUAGACUAUGAUGUGAAGACAAAAUCAAUUUAUUACUCUGGUGGAAAAAAUAAUGGUAUUGAACGAAUUAAAUUGAAUGGUACAAAAAGUGAAUCUAUUAAGAAAUUACCAGAUAUGAAUUGUGAAGGAUUAGCUAUUGAUUGGAUAGGUCGAAAUUUAUUUUGGGUUGAUGAAAGCUUAGGUACUGUUAACAUUUUCAAAUUAGAUGAUCCUUCUAAACAAAGAAUUUUAGUAUCUAAUAAGUUAUAUCACCCAAGAUCAAUUGUUCUAGAUCCUAAAAAUGGAUUUAUGUAUUGGGGCAAUUGGCCUCAAAGCCAAUCUAAAGAAGGUAGUAUUGAAAGAGCUUGGAUGGAUGGUAGUAAUCAAAUUAAUUUUGUAAAAACUAAUGUUCAUUGGCCUAUGGCAUUAACAUUAGACCUUUUUACUAGAAGAUUGUAUUGGUCAGAUAUUUAUUAUAAUAAAAUAGAAUAUAUUGAUUUUGAUGGAAUCAACAGAGUAUUAGUACAAAAGUUAACUUCUUAUUCUUAUGGUGUUGCAUUUUAUAAUAAUCUACUAUUUUGGACUGAAACUGAUACCAUGAAAGUUUUAAUUAAAAGUUAUAAUUUAACUAAUAAAACUUAUGAAACUUAUGAAGUUGAAAAUCCACAAAUACUCUCGUUGAAAGUUUAUGACAGUGAAACUCAAGUGAAAACAUCUACAAACUGGUGUGAAAAUGAAGAUCUUUGUUCUGGAAUGUGUAUUAUUACCCCAAAUGGACCCAUUUGUUUGUGCAAUGAUGGUUAUAUCUUAAAAACAAGUGCUGAUAAAAAACAAGAAUGUGUAAAAUCUAGCAACUAUUCUGAAAUUGAUAAUUGUGGGUUAGAUGAUUUUCAUUGUUUUGUAAACAAACAGUGUAUACCAAAAAAAUUAUUGUGUAAUGGAGAUAAUGAUUGUGGUGAUGGUUCGGAUGAAGAUUACAUUAAUGGACCAUGCAAAAAUGUUACUUGUCCUCAAGACAAUUUUUUAUGUGAUCAUAACAAAUGUAUUUCUAAGUUUUGGGUAUGUGAUGGGGAUUAUGAUUGUGAUGACAAAAGUGAUGAAAAGCUGGAAUUAUGUAUUCCAUGUUUAAGUACUCAGUUUUCUUGUGCAAAUACACGAAGAUGUAUACCAUAUUCUUGGGUUUGUGAUGGAACAUUUGACUGUGGUGAAGGAGACACUUCUGAUGAACAUCAAUAUUGUGAAAUUCAUACUUGUCAAAAUACUGAAUUCACAUGUAAAAAUGGACGUUGUAUCUCUUAUGAAUACAUUUGUAAUAUGGAAGAUAAUUGUGGUGAUGGGUCUGAUGAAACCAUGUGUAGUCUUUGUCCAGGACAAUUUUUUUGUGCAAAGAAUAAUACUUGCAUACCAUUAACAAAAAAGUGUGAUGGAACUAUUGAUUGUGAUGGCGCUCUAGAUGAAUUGAAUUGUGUUGGGUUACAUACUUCCUUAAAUGUUUGUUCAAAUGAUGAAUUUCUAUGUACUAAUUCUACCGGUUUUUGUAUUGAUGAGCGCUAUGUUUGUGAUGGGUUGCCUGAUUGCCCUGAUAAUAGUGAUGAAAAAAAUUGCACUUCUAUGAAAAAUUGUAGUAGUAAUGCAUGCAAUGUACACAAAGAUGAUUUUGUUUUCUCAAAUUGUUCGUAUCCCAAUCAUUCCUGUGAUAACAAUACAUUAUGUCUAUUGCCAGAUUUCUUAUGUGAUACUAAAAAUGAUUGCUUAGAUGGUUCAGAUGAAAGCGGACAGUGUGUUGAAAAUCUAUGUGAAACUGCGUCUGAAUGUUCACAUAUUUGUAAGAACAGUCCAAAUGGAUUUAUUUGUCUUUGCCCUGAAAAUAUGAAUCUUCAACCUGAUGGAGUAACUUGUUCAAUUAUUAGUCCUUGUAGUUGGGGCAGUUGCUCCCAAAUUUGUGUACAAAUUGGCAAAUAUGGACACAAAUGUUCUUGCAAAAGUGGUUUUUCAUUGUCUGCUGAUAAAUUUACUUGUAAAAGUAUCAACAAAAGUCAGUAUACUCCUCUAAUAAUUUUUAGCAAUAAACAUGAGAUACGAAGUAUUGAUUUAACAACAAGAGAUGCUAAGUCAAUGAUUUCUAAUCUUAAAAAUACUGUCAAUUUAGAUUUUUAUCAAGCAAAAAAUGGAUUUGAUAUUUUAUAUUGGACUGAUGUAAAAGAAGAUAAAAUUUUUAAAGGGACAUUAAUUGGUGGUUCUUUAAGUGAUAUUGAAAUAGUUGUUCAAAGUGGUUUAACGUUAGCUGAAGGUCUUGCUGUUGAUUGGGUAGCUAGUAAUUUAUAUUGGAUUGAAAGUAAUUUAGACCAAAUAGAGGUAUCUAAACUGAAUGGAAGUUUCCGUAAGAGUUUAAUUGCUGGUGACAUGGAGAGUCCAAGAGCUAUUGCAAUUGACCCAAGAUAUGGAUAUUUAUUUUGGACUGAUUGGGAUUCAUCAGCUCCUCGGAUUGAACGCUGUAGUAUGGCUGGCGAAUUUCGGAAAGUUAUUGUUUACAUUAAUCUAUUUGAAGAUGGAGAAUGGCCCAAUGGCUUGACUUUAGAUUAUGAUUUAGAUAGAAUCUACUGGAUUGAUGCAAAAUCGGAUUCCAUACAUACAGUUGACUACAAUGGAAAAGAUCAUCAUCAAGUUCUAAAAGGGCAUGCACUUCUCUCACAUUCAUUUUCAAUCACACUUUUUGAAAAUGAUGUGUAUUGGACUGAUUGGCGUAGCAAUUCUGUGAAUAAGGCAAACAAAUGGACUGGAACUAAUGUAACUGUUAUUCAACAUACAACAACACAGCCUUUUGAUGUGAAAAUUUUGCACCCAAGACGUCAACCCAAGGUUGAUUACAACCCAUGUGAAGUUAAUAAUGGGAAUUGUUCUCAUUUAUGUUUAUUGAGUAUAAAUUUUACUUAUAAAUGUGAUUGUCCACAUGUAAUGCAAUUGUCAAAGGAUAAUCAUACGUGUAUUGUGAAUGAAGUGAUUUUAUUAUUUGCACAAAAUAAUGAGAUUCGUGGUGUUGACAUGGAUCAGCCUUAUUACAAUACAAUUCCUACAUUGCUUUCUUAUGAAACAGAAAUUCUUUUAAAUAUUCAGAUAGAUUUUGUAUCUUUGGAUAAACAAAUUUAUUGGUCUGAUUACUCAAACAAUGAAAUAAAAAGAUCAAGUUUAUUUGGCGGAACCCCAGAAGUUAUUUUAGAUACAGGAAUUCACAAACCUCAUGGUUUUUCUAUUGACUGGACAGCUAGAAAUAUGUUUAUUGCUGUGAGUUCUGAUCAACAAUAUUUCAAUGAAGAAAACAGUUCGGGUGUUAAUUUGAUUGUAGUUUGCAAUCUUAAUGGAGAGUAUUUUACCAUCUUAUACUCUAGUGACUGGACUGAUAAAAAUAAUAAUAGAACUGUAGAAAUUGGCUCAUUAACUGUUCUACCACAAGAAGGAAAAUUAUUUUGGGUUCAAUCUAUGGCUAGUGGACAUCACAAUAUUAUUAUGUCUAACAUGAAUGGCACAUCUUAUUCCAUAAUUUUUUCAGAAAAAAUAAUACCUUUUGUGUCUGGAUUUACAAGCUUAACCAUUGAUCAAGAAACCAAUACAUUAUACUGGGUUAAUAUUGAUAAACAUUUAAUUCAAUCAUAUAGUAUACAUGACUCAAAAGUUAAUAAACCUUUAAAAUUGCCAGAAGGAAGUAAUCCAUCUUCUAUUGCACUGUACAAAAGUAAUAUUUAUUAUGUGGACAAUAAAUUAAUGAAUAUUAGAGUGGCAAAUAAAAUAACUGGUGAAGGAAAUUCUUUGUUUCGUAAUUUAACUGCAGAUGUAUAUGCUUUAAGAUUAUAUGAUCCAUCAAUACAAAUUGAUACUAAUUUAUUCUGUUCAAAACAUAGAGGCUUUUGUUCGCAUUUAUGUUUACCAAUAUCUUCAAAAGAUAGACUUUGCCAAUGUGCUAUUGGCUUUACAAUAGAUACUAGUGAUAAUACAAAAUGUAUUGGAAUCGAUGAAUUUUUGUUAUACGCUGUAGAAUCAGAAAUUAAGGGUGUAUCAUUAAUAAUAAAUGAUACUAGUCCAGUUUUAGGUCCUUUGUCAAAAACUUCAAUGGCAACUAGUAUAGAUUUUUAUGAUGACUAUAUAUACUGGUCUGAUGACGAACAAGGAACUGUAACGAGAAUAAAACGUGAUGGAACUAGCAGACAAAUAAUUGUUAAUCAUAAAAAUUCUGGAGAACUUAGGCAAGGCACUUGGGUUUCAGGUAUUUGUAUUGAUUGGAUUUCUGGUCAUAUUUACUGGGCAAAUCCUAUUUUGAACAUUAUACAAGUUGCCUAUCUAAAUGGAUCAAAUGCUUUUAUUGUGAUAGAUGGUAAAGAAACUAUGGAACAUCCUAAUUCUCUUGCUGUUGAUCCUAAAAAAGGUUUCCUUUUUUGGAGUAUAAGACGUUAUCAUGGAAUUUACCGAUCUACACUUGAUGGUAAUAAUAUAAAAAAUGUUGUAUUUUACAAAGAUAGAUCAUACAUUGAAGAUAUAACACUAGAUGAUAAAAAUCAUAAAAUAUAUUUUUGCCAAAAAAGUUUAAUUGGACGCUGUAAUUAUGAUGGUGCUGAAUAUGAAAUUUUAUAUGAAGACAAAAAUAUUAAUCCAGUCAGUUUAGUUGUACAUGAUGAAAAUUUGUAUUGGCUUGGUCUAGCUCAAGUAAAAGGUUCAUCUUCAUUAAUGAUUUCUCCUAUUGGUAAUUUAUCUAAUACUAAGGAGUUAAUACAGGAUUUAGGUGAACACCCUAAGGAUGUUCAAAUUUUUUCGAAAUUUCGCCACCAAGGAACUAAUGAAUGUGCCAAAAAUAAUGGAGGUUGUCAUGAAUUGUGUUUGUUUAAUGGAACAUAUAGUGUUUGUGUUUGUUCCAAAGGUAUUAUUAAUGAUGAUGGCAAAUCAUGUGAUGAUUAUAAAACUUUUGUUAUGUAUUCUGAAGUUAAUAAAAUAGCGAGCAUCAAUAUUUCAGAAAACCCAAAUAUUAUAACUCCAUUCAGAGUAAUAGAAUCAAAAUUAUAUGUGCAAAAUGUAAUUGCAGUAUCAUUUGAUUAUCAAAGAUCUUUAUUAUUUUAUUCUGAUAUUCAACGUGGCACCAUUGAUGCAAUACACUUUAAUGACACUGGACAUCGAGUUAUAGCUGAACAUCAAGGCUCUGUAGAAGGACUUGAUUAUGAAAAUAUUCAUAAUAUGCUUUAUUGGACCAAUGGCAAUGCUACAAUAAGCCGUAUAAAUCUUAAUGAUCCAAAUGCUAAACCUGAAGUAGUUUUAAAAUUAAGUCAAUCUGAUAGACUCCGAGGAAUUGCAAUUGAUAGUUGUGAAUUACGUAUGUAUUGGACUAAUUGGAAUAAUUUAAAACCUAGUAUACAAAGAGCUUCUUUAAAUGGAUACAUGAUAGAAACUAUUAUAGGUACUGAUAUUCAAAUUCCAAAUGCUCUCACAAUAGAUCAUGUCGCUCAAAAAAUUUAUUGGGGUGAUGCAAAAUUGGACAAAAUAGAACGUUGUGAAUAUGAUGGGACUAAUCGUGUUGUUCUAGCAGAAUUGUAUCCUCAACAUCCAUUUGAUAUUGCUGUUUAUGGUGAUCAUUUCUUUUGGACAGAUUGGAUGUUACAUGCAGUAUUACGUGCUGAUAAAUAUACAGGAGAAAAUGUUGCAUGGUUAAGAAAAGAUAUAAUAAGGCCUAUGGGAAUAGUAGCUAUUUCAAAUAACACUAAUGACUGUUUUAAAAACCCAUGUCGCAUAAAUAAUGGUGAUUGUGAAGAUAUUUGUCGUUUAGACAUAAAGGGUGAUAUUGAAUGUUCAUGUCAUAAUGGCCGUACACUUUUAUCAGAUAAAAAAAGAUGUAUUAAGAACUCAAACAACGUUAAAAAAAAUUGUUCAAAAAAUGAAUUUGCUUGUUCUUCCUUUGGUUGUGUGCCUAUAGAAAACACUUGUGAUAGUAUACAACAUUGCCAAGAUGGAUCUGAUGAAGAUUAUAAAUAUUGUGCAACCAGAACUUGUCCUGAUGAAUUUUUUUCCUGUCAAGGAUUUAUAACUCGUUGUUUUUCUAACAAGCGAAAAUGUGAUGGUCAUAUUGAUUGUUUAAAAGAUGGUUCUGAUGAAAUUGAUUGUACAUGUCAAAAUUCUACAUAUUUCCGUUGCAAAUCAAAUGAAUGUAUUGCUCCAAAUUUACUUUGUGAUGGCGAUCCAGAUUGUAGUGAUGCAAGUGAUGAAGUUGGAUGUGAACAAACUUCUUGUGAACAUUUUUCUAAUGCUACAUUGAUAAGCUGUAAUACAACAACUGCUUGCAUACAUCCUUCAUGGAUUUGUGAUGGUUAUAAUGAUUGCUGGGAUAAUAAUGAUGAAAAAAAUUGUUCCUCGUAUAAAACUAUAUUACCAUCAAAAAAUAAUUGUUUAGUUGGCGAUUUUAAAUGUUCAAAUGGUAAAUGUAUAAACAAAAAUUGGGUGUGUGAUGGUGAUGAUGAUUGUGGUGAUUCGUCAAAUACUUUAAUACCUCCAACUGAUGAAAGAAAUUGUUCUAUUAAAUGCAAACCAUCUGAAUUUCACUGUAAAACUAAAAUGGAAACUUUUGAAUGUUUACCAGCUUCAUGGCAAUGUGAUGGAACUCUUGAUUGUAGUGAUGGAUCUGAUGAACCAAAAAAUUGUUUAAACAGAAAUUGUUCAAUCAGCGAUUUUCAUUGUAACAAAACUGGUAGAUGUAUUCCUUUUUCGUGGGUAUGUGACAAAGACAAUGAUUGUGGUGAUGCUUCUGAUGAGAAUGAUGAAGAAUGUAAAUUUUAUAACAAAACCUUGUGUCCUCUUGAUCAGUUCCAAUGCUUAAACAAAAGAUGUAUUUUUCAAGAAUAUUACUGUGAUGGACAUAAUGAUUGCGGUGAUAAUUCUGACGAACCAGAAAAAUGUAAAGUAUGUAAUCCUGAUAAUGAAUUUAUUUGUGAAAAUGGUGUUUGUAUAUUACAUUCUGAUGUUUGUAAUGGUAAAAAUGAUUGUGGUGAUAAUUCUGAUGAAAAUUUGCAUAUAGAGGAAUGUAAGAAUUAUAAGAAUGAAAAUUGUUUGUGGCCUAAUAAUUUUUUUUGCUAUAACAAAAUUUGUAUUAAUGCUAGUCUCACAUGUAAUGGUCAAAAUGAUUGUGGAGAUUUCAGCGAUGAAGAUAAAUGCAACAUCAAUGAGUGUCUUUUAGAAAAUGUGACUAAUGUGUUCCGCCCAUGUGAUCAUAUAUGUAUAGACCGUCCAGUUGGUUAUGAAUGUCAAUGUUUUCCUGGUUAUAAAGUGGUUGGGUCUGUAUGUCAUGAUAUCAAUGAAUGUAAUUCAACUGAGAUCAUAAAACCAUGUGAUCAAAUAUGUUUCAAUACUAUUGGCUCUUAUAAAUGUAACUGUUUGGCUGGUUAUAAUUUAUUACCUGAUGGUCAAUCAUGCAAAGCUUCAACAAUUGAGAAGCCUGCAAUUAUUUUUGCAAAUAAAUAUUAUCUAAAAAAAAUUGAUUUAAGAGGUGUUGAAAAUGAAAUAUUAGUGGAUAACUUGACAAAUGCUGUUGCUAUCGACUAUGAUUUUUCAGAAAAUUGUUAUUACUGGUCUGACAUCACUAAUCAAGGAAGCACAAUUAAACGAAUCUGCAAUAAUAAAAUUUCUGAGCGUUUGCAUGGACCAGCAAUUUACAGCCCUGAUGGGAUUGCUGUUGACUGGAUAGCUAAAAAUUUGUAUUGGUGUGAUAAAGGUAAAGACACAAUUGAAGUAUCUAAAUUAAAUGGACAAUUUAGGAAAGUCCUAAUUAAUAAAGGGCUUCAAGAACCCAGAGCCAUUACUUUAGACCCAAUUCAUGGCUACAUGUACUGGUCUGAUUGGGGUGAAGUACCCCAUAUUGGUAAAGCUGGAAUGGAUGGCAGUAAUCCAAAAGUGAUAGUAAAUGAUACCCUUGGCUGGCCCAAUGCAUUAGCUAUAAGUUUAGCAACAGAAGAAUUAUUUUGGGCUGAUGCGAAAGAAGAUUAUAUUGCCUAUUCAGAUUUAAAUGGUUAUAAUAAGAAAAUAGUCAUGAGUAGAAAGAUGAAUCCUACAGUCAAUUUACACCAUGUAUUUGCUAUCACAUUGUUUGAAAGUUAUAUUUAUUGGUCAGAUUGGGAAACAAAAACUAUUCAUAGAUGUCAUAAAUAUUCUGGCUUGGAAUGUCAAAAUGUUACAUCUCUUAUUCAUAAGCCAAUGGAUAUUAAAAUUGUUCAUCCAUUACUACAACCAUCAAGAACUUAUAAUCCAUGUGAGAAAAAUAAUGGAGGCUGUAAAGCUCUUUGCCUUAUUUCUCCAUCUUUAGGUAGAACUUGUGCAUGUCCACAAGAUUUCAUUUUAGCACCAGAUAACAUGAAUUGUAUUGCAAAUUGUUCAUCAUCUUAUUUUGUGUGUGCCAAUACUUUUAAAUGUAUACCUUUUUGGUGGCACUGUGAUAAACAUGAUGACUGUGGUGAUAGAUCUGAUGAACCUGCCAAUUGUACUGAUUUUCAUUGUACACCAGGGCAAUUCCAAUGUAACAACAAUCAAUGUAUUCAUCCUUCACAAAUUUGUAAUGGUAUAUCUGAUUGUACAGAUAGUUCUGAUGAAGAAGAUUGUGAAAAUUAUACAUGUCUUGAUACAGAUUUUAAAUGCCAUUAUGGUACCAACACUUCAUCAAUACCUGUUUGUAUAUCUAAUCAGCUCAAAUGUAAUGGUCAAAACGAUUGUAAAAAUGGCGAAGACGAAAGUGAUUGCAAAUCAAAAACAUGUGGAACAAAAGAAUUUAAAUGUUUAAUCAGUGGGAAGUGUAUUCCCAAAGUAUUUAUUUGUGAUGGUGAAAACGAUUGUGGUAAAGAUGAUGAUUCAGAUGAGCAUCAGAAUUGCACAUUACGCACUUGUGCACCUGAUGAAUUACGUUGCAAUAGUGGUCGAUGUAUUCAUCAAACAUGGAAAUGUGAUGGAGAAAGAGAUUGUCCUGACAAUGAGGAUGAACCACCAUCUUGCUUCAACACUACCUGUGACCCUACAUAUUUUAAAUGUGCUAAUGGAAAAUGUAUUCCGGGACGCUGGCGAUGUGAUUAUGAAAAUGAUUGUGGUGAUAAAACUGAUGAAAUUGGAUGUUUAGCAAGAAAUUGUACAGAAUUUGAGUUUAGGUGUUCCGAUAGUCAAUGUAUAUCUGCUUCUCAAAGAUGUGAUGGAAAAUCCCAUUGCACUGACAAUAGUGAUGAAUAUGAUUGUGAAACAUUAAUGACUUGUAAUAAUGAUGAUUUUCGUUGUAAUGGUUCAUACCACUGUAUUUCUUCAAAAUGGCGAUGUGAUGGAGAUCAAGAUUGCCCUGAUGGUUCAGACGAGUGGAAUUGUACUGAUAAAUUAGGAAAAGGUUGCUCUAUCAAUCGUAGUGGUCAAUUUGUUUGUAACAAUGGUGAUUGUGUAUCUUUGGGUUCAAGAUGUGAUGGUGAAGAGGAUUGUUCUGAUGGUAGUGAUGAAAAUAGAACUAUGUGCGCAUUAGUAGCUUGUCCACCAGGAAAGUAUCGUUGUAAUAAUGAUAACUGUGUGUUCAACACAAAUAUUUGUGAUGGAAUAAAUCACUGCGGCGAUGGCUCUGAUGAAACAAAAACUGCUUGUAUGAUAGCCAGUCAAGUAUGUGAUGUUACUAAGUUUAAAUGUGAAAGUGGCCAAUGUAUUAACCGACGACUUCAUUGUAAUGGCCAUUAUGAUUGUAUUGAUGGAUCAGAUGAAUUGUUUUGUAAUAUAACUAAAUCACCAUGUCAAUUUGGUACAUGUUCUCAAAUUUGUGAACCCAAAAAAAACUUAACACAUUCUUGUCACUGUGCAUUUGGAUACAGUUUAUCUUUACCAAAUAAGUCAUGUCAAGCAAUUGGAGCACCAGCAUUAUUAGUUGUUGCUAGCAAUGAAGGAGAUAUUUACUACAUUGAUCCAUAUAAAUCGCAUGAAAAUUUUUUCAAGUAUUCAGCAGUUAUGUUACCAGCUCAUAAAAUGCAUUCAAUAGAUAUAAUGUGGUCAGCUAAUCUAUCUUAUCUAUUUUGGAGUGACCAUAACUCUAAAGCACUGUAUUCUACUGUUUUGGAAAAUCCAGUCAAAAAGUCUAUUCGAAUGACUCCCGAUAUUAAUACUACCAAAGCCGUUAUUCAAACAGUUGGUAGCCCAGAAAGUAUUGCUGUUGAUUGGGUGUCAAAGAAUUUAUAUUGGAUUGAAAUUUCUAUUCGUACUAAGAUUAUUAAAGUAGCAACAGUUGAAGGGAAAACUAUAAAAACAUUAAUUAAGUUGGAAUCUGAUCGAAAACCUCAGAAUAUUGUGUUAGAUCCUCAAUCUAGGUCAAUGUUUUGGUCUGAUCUUGGACGCAAACCUCAUAUUGAAAUAUGUUCAAUGGAUGGUCAUAACAGACGAGUAUUUGUUAGUGAUUCUAUUAGAAGUCCAGCUGGUUUGACAAUAGAUUAUGCUGCUCGUCGUUUAUAUUGGUUAGAUACAAAACCCUAUAUUAUAGAAUCAAUUUCAUUAGAUGGAAAAGGCCGUAAAAUUAUACAUAAGUUUUCUAAAGGUAAACAUCCAACAAAUAUUGAAUUAUUUGAAGAUUUUAUCUAUGUAACUCUCUUAACCACAAUUAUACGAAUUGAUAAAUUUGGAGACAAAAAUAUAACAACCUUGGCUAAAAAUAUUUUUAGAGCAACUGAUUUAGCUAUAAUGCAAGAAAAUAAAUAUCCCAAAAACAUUAUAAAUUUUUGUACUAUUAAUCCAUGUCAUCCAACGGCAUUGUGUACUUUAAGUCUUAAUCCAAAAAAUCGUACAUGUAUGUGUGCUGAUGAUCAAAUGGAAGUAUCUACUAUAAAUGAUAUAAAAUGUGUAGCUAAACAAACAGCAUCGAUUAUGUGUGAACCUCCAUGCUUAAUGGGGGUGUGCAUUUCUAAUGGAACAUCAUCUCUGGGUUAUUGCAAAUGUGAUCCAUUCUUUACAGGAAAUACAUGUGAUGUAUAUGCUUGUCAUGAAUUCUGUUUAAAUGAAGGAAUAUGUUAUGUAGAAACAGGAUUAACUUCAGAAAAUAACACAUUAACCAAAUGUAAAUGUUCUUCUAAAUGGUCUGGAGAUAGAUGUGACAUACCUAUAUCACAAAAUGGUUGCUCGGGUGAUUGCUUAAAUGGUGGCAAUUGUAUAGAUAAUGCUUGUGAUUGUCUCCCAGGAUUUACUGGUAAAAAUUGUGAAAAAUGUGUUAAUAUUGAUUGCAAAAAUGGUGGAGUUUGUAUAAAAUCUGAUUCUGGACUUGGGGAAUGUAAGUGUACCCAUGGAUAUAAAGGAAUAUCAUGUACUGAAACAGAUUGUGAUAAUUAUUGCGUACAGGGAACAUGUAUGUUAAAUAUUGAUGGACCUCAUUGUACAUGUCAUGAAGGUUACACAGGAACACGCUGUGAUCUUAUUAAAUGUAUAGAAAAUACAUGUUUGAAUGGAGGGUCCUGUUAUUUGAAAGAUAAUCAUACUGCUUGUCUGUGUCCACCUCAAUUCAAAGAUCCUAAUUGUCGAAUCAAUAUAUGUGAUUGUAAAUGUAAUGACAAUGACGAUUUAUGUCAAAUUUAUUGUCCUACUCGUAAAUACCCUAUGUGUCAACAUCAAUCUGAUGUAACAUCAAAUAUUUGUCAUCCAGAAAAGUGUAAAAAUGGUGGAGUUUGUGUUGUUGAAAAUAGUCUAGCUACAUGCAGAUGUGUUAGUCCAUGGGGCUCUUCUGAUUGUAGUAGUAUAAUAGUAGAUUCAAGCACAUGCUUAGGUUUUUGUUUCAAUGGAGGUUCAUGUUUUAUUGAAGCAGAUCAAGCAAAUUGUAUGUGCACUGUAGGAUGGACUGGUCAACGAUGUACUGAUCGUUUUACUUGUUCAAACUAUUGUCUAAAUGGAGGCAUAUGUGUUGAACCUCAAGAAUCUUCUGGAAAUCUUUUGUGCAAUUGUCGCAAAAAUUUUUCUGGAGAGAGAUGUCAAAAACAAUUAUUUGUUGAACACACACUACCAGAAUAUAAAAAUAAACAGAGCUUUAAUGCCCUUUGGAUAAUAUUCUUUAUCAUUAUAAUAUUAAUUUUAGUAACUUCGAUUACAUACUAUUUCACAAAACUGAGACGACGACGUUCAUUCUUGCAUGUGCGUAUGCAAGAAAAUAUUGAAGUGAACAAUCCAAUGUACAUACAAGAUGACAUAGAUGAAGAAGACUUACAUUUAGAUCGUGCUUUUCCUCUUCAAGAAAAACCUAGUGGAAACUUUGGCAAUCCAGUUUAUGAUUCAGUUUAUAAUGGAUGCAGUAGUACAUCUGUAAUUGGAAAUGAAGAAAGUAAAGGACUUCUUCAAAGUUCUGAUUUAACCAAAUCAAACAUUUCUCAUGAAACUAGCCAUGAUGAAUCAUAAAUUUAAAAUAUAUUUAGUGAGAAAUCUCAUAACGACUUAAGGAUUAAAAAAAUUUAAUAUCAUAAAACAUACAUCAGUAAUUCAUUAAGCUUUAUAAAAUACUUGGCCGACUAUUUAAUGAUCGUUUUGUUAUUUAUUGUUUGUUUUUUAUUAAAAUUGAUUCUACAAGUUCCUAUUUAAAAAAAAAAAGUUUGUUUUCAUGAUAAUCCAACAACUUAUAUGCUAUAAUAUUCAAUUAUAUGUAUUUUAAAUACUAUAAUUUAAAUAGACAAAAAAAACAUUAAGAAGGUAAUAACUGUUCUUUUUAAACUUAUUUGUUAAUAAUGAAACUAGAAAGUCUGUAUCACAUUAACAAAACGACACUAUCAUAUAAAAAAAUCAAUAUUGGUUAAUAUAACUAUAACUUAGACAAUAUUUUUACUUGUCACACAUAAAAUAAUCUAAUUUCAACUUAUUUUAAACUAUUAAAAACUUUUUUUUUUAAUUAUUAGUUUUAAAAUUAUCAGAAAAAUUUUUAUAUGAUAAAAUAAACAUAUAUAUCUAAAAAAAUAAAUUAAUAAUGUUACCUACCAAUCAUCAAUGAAUGAUAUUAUUUUAUUUAAAAUGCAAAAAUAAAUAUUUAUAUUAUGUAAAAAAAAAAAAACUGUGGACAGUUAAUUUACUAAAAUCUUAUUUAAAUUGUACUACAUUUGAAAUUUAAAAAAUAUUAGGCAUAUUAAUUAUGUGUAAAAUUUAUAAUUGCUCAUUUUUAAUUAACAUAUGGCAUUAAAUAAUUUAAUUGAAAACAAGAAAUUAAUAAAACUUUAUAUAACUUAAUUUUAAAAAAAUGUUUAUAUUAAUUAAUUUUUUAAUAAUCUAUGUAAUAAGCUCUUAAAUUAAUAAAAUGUUUUCUCUUUUGAUGGAAUUAAAAAUUACUUUGAUGGUUAUGAUAUCUAUUUAAAUGUAAAUUUAUAUACUCUCAUCAGAAGCCAAUUGGCCUCUAUUGUAAUUCUAACCUGAGUCACUAUGAUUAACGUAUUUAGGUUUGUAAAUUUUAUUGGAGCAUUAUAAAUAUUUUUGGAAUGAGCUAACCCACCACAAUUAUUGUGUCCUGAGAUGUUGGCUUCUAUGUCUACCCCUGACUCAUAUUAUUUUUUCAUUUGUUACUAUUAUAUCAUACUAUGUUUUUUAUCAUUUUAUGUGUAAACACGUUUUUUUUAUAUUUUUCUAAGAUAUUUUAUAAUAAAUAAUUUUGAAAUUAAUUAAAUUUUAGUAAAAAUAUUUAUUGUCAAUAAUACAAUAUCUAAAUUGAAUGAUUAAUUUCAAAAUUAAAAUUUUAAACCUUUUAUUACUUCAAGUAGCAAUGAACAAAUUUAUUCAAAUUAAUUUUAAAUUUAUAAAAUGAUUUUUAAAUGACUACUUAUUUUCUAAUGUUUUAUUUAUAUUAUUAACCAUAGGUCAUUAGUCUAAGUAUGUUAUUACUUAAGUUGUUGAAUCACAUAAAAUAAUUCAAAACAUUAUAUAAUAUCUAAGAUACAAAACAAAUUGCAUUCUAAUAAUAAAAUUAGUAUUACUUUGUAAAAAAGAUUGUAAUAAUUUUAUAACUAGUCCUAUAUGUUUACUUCUUGUGAUCAUUGAAUAAGAUUUUUUUACUUAUAAAUUUUAGAUUUUUUUUAUAUACCAAUUUGUAUAUGUUUUAAUAAUUAUUAUCAUUGAAAGCUAAGAUAAAAUGAAAAAAAAAUUGAAUUUUAACAAAAAAAUGUGCCAUAUUACGUAGAAAACUUAUUAGUUUUUGUAUAUAUUUAAUUAUGUAUAUUUAUCUUUAUUUGAGUAAUAAAGUUUUUAUUUCUAUUUUUUA